GGACACUCAUCAGAACGUAACAACUGCAAAUGGAUAAAUCUGUAGGUAUUUUUUUGACCGUUUUAAUUGUUUGCAUUUCCACCUUGGCUGAACCCCUCGAUGAUCGAAUUUUCGGUGGACAAUUAGCCACCCUUGGACAAUUUCCUUCCAUAGUUUCCAUCAAAACAGGUCCUGGAAUCAUUGGCGACGUCUGUGGUGCUUCCAUUAUCACCAAACAAUGGGUUGCGACAGCAGCUCACUGUGUCAGCGACUCGGCACCAGAUGACAUUUUUCUGCUAGCAGACACCCUCCUGUUAGAUUCUGGUGGUACUAACUACUCCGUGUCCUCCAUUGUUGUUCAUCCAGAGUACUACAGAUAUACAUACACCAACGAUAUUGCGUUGAUCAAACUCCAAACCGAGUUUACUUUGAGUGCUACUACGCAGACCAUAGAAAUUGAUACUUCUUCUGGUAACGAGUCCUGUACUAUUGUAGGAUGGGGAAAAAUCAGAGCAACGUAUCCAGACGCGUUGUAUUAUGCUAACUUGACAGCACUGACAGAUGACGAUUGUACUAGAAUGGCACAAGGGGGAGCUUUUGUGAUUGAGAGAGGUCCAGGACAACUCUGUGCUUUUGCGGCUCAAGGAAUUGGACCGUGUUAUGGAGAUUCUGGUGGACCUUUGAUCUGUGUUGGUAAACUGAUAGGGAUGGCAUCGUACGCUAUAUCGCCUUGUGCGAAAGGGUACCCAGAUGUGUAUACUAGAAUUGCGUACUAUGUGGAUUGGAUAAAUGACGUAAUAGCAAGUACCUGAAUACAAAGAUGUGUGUACAAUAAAAAAAUUAUUUGGAGUAGGCUUGUAUGUAGGUGUUUUUUAAAUGCAGCGACAAAAAAUAAAAUUUUUGUUUACUUGAUUAAAAAAUAAUAGAGAUGUACCGACUAGUGUCGGCCGACUAGUCGGCUUUGUCAAAACCGGUUAAAAUUGGUUUAAUCGACCGAAGAUUGGUGUCAAAGUGUAGAUAAUCUUCCGCUAGUUACGAUUCUGAAAUCGCUAUCACGAUAUCUGGUCCAAUAAACACGCAAAGCGAAUUCAAAAUUUCAAAAAAUUUUUCAAAAAAGUGGUUAAAAUUGGUUAAGUAAUGUAUAAACUGCCCUAAAUUGUGUUUUUCUUUAUUUUUGUACUGAGUUACUACAAAAAAUUAAAUGUUAAAAUUAUCCAACCAAAUUUAACACAUUUUUGAGAAAACAAAGAAACUUUAGUUAUUUCUUUUAUUAAAAUAAAAAAAGUUUUUAAGGUAGUCAGAGAAAUUGAAAAAAAAAACACACUGUCCGUUGCAUUUAUAAACCGGUUUUGACAAAGCCGACUAGUCGGCCGACACUAGUCGGUACAUCUCUAAAAAAUAAGUACGUAUAAAUGAAGUAGAAAACUGAUGGCGAAUCAGAUCGAACUAAAUGUUGGGAUAAUUAUGUCAAAUUAGUUACAGUUUAAGAACUACCAUCGAAUUAGUUAUAAAAUAACAUGAAUGAUUCAUAGCUUCCGCCCUAGCAGUUUUAUAAAUAAUAAAUUAAAA
Molecule: messenger RNA, 1548 nt
Organism: Zophobas morio
Lineage: Eukaryota; Metazoa; Arthropoda; Insecta; Coleoptera; Tenebrionidae
Product: chymotrypsin-1-like
Exons: 3
Coding region: 30-791 (253 amino acids)
Biological process (GO): proteolysis
Molecular function (GO): serine-type endopeptidase activity
Source: RefSeq, a predicted model, not a curated record